Messenger RNA from Aspergillus viridinutans, 1449 nucleotides. RefSeq names its product glycosyltransferase family 31 protein. Gene Ontology annotation, molecular function: acetylglucosaminyltransferase activity. The record is from RefSeq and is a predicted model, not a curated record. NCBI's taxonomy places the organism in Eukaryota, Fungi, Ascomycota, Eurotiomycetes, Eurotiales, Aspergillaceae. The transcript has a single exon. The coding region runs from base 1 to 1449 and encodes 482 amino acids.
AUGCAGCAACUUCAUCAUUCGUUUCGUCAAUUGCGACAUGCAUCCCCACUGAAACUUUUUGCCCUCGCUGCCGCCUUUAUCUUGGUGUCCGCCUCCCUCGUGUUCUACUCCAGACCUGCCAGUCCCUCUGAUAUUGACCUCGUCUCCUCGCUACCCUCCAGCAACAACAACAUAGAAAACAAAGGAACUUGCUAUGUCGACCUCGACCUCUUGAGAUCUCACGGGUACAAUUCCUCUGCGAAAUACGCACGGCUCGAGAUAGCCGUGAGGCGAACAGGAAACUUUACGGGAUUCUCCGACACCUUGCCCACCCGUUUCCCUGCUUAUCAGAAGAUACGUUUGGACACAGUCGAGCAACAAGCACCGCUGUCGCCGAAGAUAUGCUCUCCCGCAGUGACAAUUCAAGCUCCGUUACCGGUCGCACCACCCAACGCGUCCCACAUUCUGUUCGGCGUCGCGACAACACUGGAAAGACUGGAUGAUUCCCUGCCUGCAUUCGCACACUGGGCGGCAGGAACGGACGCUCGGAUAUAUGCUCUGGUGGACUCCGAGGUAGGCUCGGAAAUAAGAAGGGUGCAGCAACGAGCCAAAGAAUUGGAUAUCCGUUUGACUAUAAUUCAAUCGGAUGAUGACCGAUUGGAUCAGUACUUCUCUCUACUCCGCGUUCUGCUCAAGCACCGCGAUGCAUAUACGCGGUGGGCUGUCUUGAUUGACGAUGACACCUUCUUCCCUUCUAUGCGGAAUCUGGUGGACAGACUCGCAACCUACGAUGCGACGAAGCCACAGUAUGUCGGGGCUCUGACAGAGGAUCUCGCACAGAUGUUCAGUUGGAGUUAUAUGGCCUUCGGAGGUGCUGGGAUCUUCCUCUCAAUACCACUCCUUGAGCAACUCGACAAGGUGUAUGAUGAUUGCAACAGCAUCAAAACCACCGGCGACCGAAGAGUCGCCAGGUGUAUCUACACCAAUACACACACAAAACUCACCUGGGACCGCGACCUGUAUCAGCUGGAUCUCUGCGGGGAUGCUUCUGGUUUCUACGAGUCCGGUCGCCCGCUGCCGCUGUCGGUCCAUCACUGGAAAUCAUGGUUCCAGGCAGAUAUGGUUGGGCUCGGUCAGGUUGCGGCCAUCUGCGGCGACGCUUGUCAGCUGCAUCGUUGGCGCUUGAAGGACGACUGGUUCCUCGUGAACGGGUUCUCUAUGAUCAAGUAUACUUCACCCGGGAGUGUGGAUCUGAUGGAGAAGACCUGGGAGGAUAGUAAAUACAGAGGCGGGGACGGCUUCGCGUUCAGUCUGGGUCCAUUUCGCCAAAAAGAUGAGGGUAAAGUGUCCUUUCGCUUGCAGAACGCAACCCAGCAGGCAGAGUCUGUUCGACAGGUCUAUAUCCACGACGUGGGGCCUGAGCAGCCUCCUGAAGUACUGGAAGUAGUCUGGAAACCUGCAUCUGGGUGA